This is a messenger RNA of Asterias rubens (European starfish), 2622 nucleotides long. RefSeq names its product cytoplasmic tRNA 2-thiolation protein 1-like. Gene Ontology annotation, molecular function: tRNA binding. The transcript has 12 exons. The record is from RefSeq and is a predicted model, not a curated record. Gene Ontology annotation, biological process: tRNA wobble position uridine thiolation. NCBI's taxonomy places the organism in Eukaryota, Metazoa, Echinodermata, Asteroidea, Forcipulatida, Asteriidae. Bases 64 to 1149 code for a protein of 361 amino acids. Gene Ontology annotation, cellular component: mitochondrion; cytosolic tRNA wobble base thiouridylase complex.
UAAUACACCGACUGGAGUGAUUGUGCAUGUCUGCUCGAACGCUGUGACUUUCUGAAACCUAAAAUGCCAGUUUCUUGUCGUGCUUGUGGCAAUUCUGCAAUUUUGAAGAGACCCAAAACGGGAGAUGCGUUGUGCAAGCAAUGUUUCUUCAGCGCGUUUGAGGCGGAGGUUCACCAAACCAUAACAGAUGCUGGAUUGUUCAGACGAGGGGAGAGGGUUGCUGUAGGGGCAUCAGGAGGCAAAGAUUCCACAGUCUUGGCCUACAUGAUGAAGUUAUUGAAUGAGAGAUAUGACUAUGGCUUGGACAUUGUGCUGCUGUCGAUAGAUGAAGGCAUCACGGGAUACAGAGAUGAUUCUCUAGAGACAGUGAAGAGGAACCAGAUGCAGUAUGACUUGCCCUUGAAGAUAGUUUCAUAUGAGGAGCUGUAUGGUUGGACCAUGGAUGCCAUUGUCAAACAGAUAGGGCUUAAGAGUAACUGUACCUUCUGCGGUGUGUUCAGACGGCAGGCUCUUGACAGGGGAGCCUUGCUGGUGAAAGCUGACAAAAUUGUAACAGGUCAUAAUGCUGAUGACAUUGCUGAGACUGUAAUUAUGAAUGUGUUGAGAGGAGAUGUUGCCAGAUUACGACGGUGCACAGCCAUCACAACGGGAUCGGAUGGAGCUCUUCCAAGAUGCAAGCCGUUCAAAUACACAUAUGAAAAAGAAAUAGUUAUGUACGCAUAUUUUAAGAAGCUGGACUACUUUUCCACUGAGUGUAUAUACUCCCCCAACGCCUACCGAGGCCACGCUAGAGCAUACCUGAAGGAUCUAGAGAAAAUCAGACCCAGCUCAAUCAUAGAUAUCAUCCACUCCGGUGAGAGCCUAUCAAUCAAGAAGGACGUUAAAAUGCCAACUCAAGGGUUGUGUACCCGCUGCGGCUACAUCUCUAGUCGGCCUCUAUGCAAGGCAUGCGUACUCCUCGAAGGAUUGAAUAAAGGACUGCCAAAGCUCGGUAUUGGCAAAGAACACAGGGAAAGGAAGAAGUUGGCAUUGCUUCAAGCUGAGAAUGCUUUGACAACUUCAGGGUCCACUGUUACAGCGCCCUCAACUACAGAUGGAUCCUCAAGUGCACAAUCCAUGACAGCAGUCCCUCAGAGUAUAGACUUUUGAUGAUGCCCCCACACACAUGGUGUCUUUAGUGUUCCAGUAACAAUGUCUACGUAAUAUACAAUGAUCAGGGACGCCAUACUUUUUUAGCAUUAUUUUAAGCAUUUUUUAAAAUUUGUAUAGACAUUAUAUUUAUUUUUAAGGUCAGGCAGUUUACCAGACAUUACUCCAAACUAAGUUGCAAAUGGCUAAUUGGUCAUCUUUUUCUUAAUGAGUAAUAUUAGAAAGCCAGUCUCAUGUUGAUGUCUUAUCAUGAUACUUUCUUAUCUUCCAGAUGUUACAUAUGCCCCAUGAAGCUGAGCGGGAGAUAUUUUUGAUGUGCUUGUUGAAGGCGAGGUGCUUGUAGCACCAGUCAUUUUGAACCUCUUGUUGGUGUCAUUAUACUUGAACUUGAAAUGUUGUCGCUAUUUUCUAACAUGUAGUUAGUGCAGCCAUUUUUGUACCAGUAAUUUCGGGAGCCAUUAUUAAACAUGUAAAUGUGGAUCCUUUUCACAUCUUUAGUUAGGAUACAAUUACGGAAAAUCAACUUCCGUCUUAAUGACACCAACUAAUUUUGAACGUAAAUCUGUGUUUCGAAUGGUCUGAGGUGAUAUCCAAACUAAGUAAUUUAUUGUUGAAUGAUGAACAUUAACUCGAUCUUAAAAUGAUAAACUUGCCUGAAAUAAAAAUCAAAUUGCUUACUAGAAACUCAUGUUCAUAAUUAUUUAUUGCAAGACUGUAUGUAUUGCCUUUUUCAUUCACAAGAUAUAGAUCGACAAGAUACUUUUAACAAUUUUGUAUUUACAAUGCCUUGGAGUUAUUUUAAAAGACCCCUUUGUAAACGAACAAACAGACCAAUUGGUUUUAAUUCCGUUUUUGGAUCUUAUCCCCUGUUGUGUAUAUUAUAGCACUGUUUACUCAGUACUUUCUCACGAUUUAGUACUCAAACCCCUGACCUUUACAUUGCUAGAGCAAUCCUUCAUUCACAAAUCACAAAUCCAUUCUUGCGAUGCAUCACACAUCAAACAAUUUACCAAAAAAUCAUUGUCAUCGACAAAUAUGUGACUAAUGCCUACUAAAAUACGUUAUAAUAAAAGUCCUGCACCAAAGCAAAUCAAUUUUUAAUUACAGGCCUAUACAUUUCUAUGCUGAAUAUAAGCAGGUGACCUGGGGCCAGUUUAGACUUCGUGUCAAAACAUACAAAAACAACAUUCCAAGUCAUACCACAUUGCCCUGGUAAACAGUUCAUUUUGUGUUUAGGCCACUUUUUAAGCCCGAUUUGGGGGUCUGAAAAGCUGUUUUUUAGUUAAUAUUCAUGGUGUAGUAAUUUUUGAACGUGUAGUAGGGGGAGCCAUUAUUAAACUUGUAGUUUGGGAGCCUUUUCACAUCUUUAGUUAGGAUAAAAUUAUGGAAAAUCUUGUUAACAUAUGUGCCACUUCCGUCUUGAGGGCUGUGUUGUGGGAAGGAUUUAGUGAAUUAUGCAAAUGAUAUUACUUU